GCCCCCCAUGGACCUGACCCCACUUCCUCUUCCAGGAGCAGCCCCCUCCCCAACCUUCAGCACCUUCCACCCUCAGGGUUCCAGCCGGGGAGCUGGGGCGGUGACCCAACCCGACUACAGGCUGCCGGGACACACGGCGUCUUCCCCGGGACCCCCCAGGGCCCCGGCCGAGGGGGACGACCUUUCCGAGGGUCCGGGACUGCGGGCCGAGACCCUCGCCUGGUUCGAGAGGACCCAAGCGUCAGAGCUCCUGCCUCACGGGGUGGCUCCCGCCUGGUUCCACGGCUUCGUGUCCCGCAGGGAAGCAGAGCAGCGGCUGCAGGAGGGCCCCCAGGGCGUCUUCUUGGUGCGAUUCAGCGAGAGCGGUGUCGGCUUCGUGCUCUCCUACAGGGGUCAGGGCCGCUGCCGCCACUUCCUGUUGGCCCAGGGCCGGGAUGGGCAGCACGUGGUGCUGGGGGAGGACCGGGCCUUCCCUGGACUGCAGGCCCUGCUGGACCACUACGGCCGGGAGCCUCUCAGCCCCUACGGGGAGCGGCUUGGACCACCCUGCCACCGACAGGGGUCCCGCCCAGCCGGCCUCUUCCCCCGACCCCCGGAGACUUCAGGACUCCGGGCUCAAGGCCCGCCCGAAGUGUCGGCGCUUGGAGCCCCUCAAUACGCCUCGGUCUGCAAGAAGGGCCGGCACCCCUCCCAGGACCCUCCCCUCCCAUCGCUUCCCGUGCUGGGCGCUGGGCAGGACGGUCCGAGAGAGCAGAAGAUCCACGCGGCCCCACUGGACGAGCUGUACAGCCCAGUACAGAGACGGGGGCUGGGGCCGGGCCCCACGACCCCCUCCUCCUCCUCCUCCCUCCCCAUCUAUCAUGAGCCCGAUGACCCCAUCGCCUUCUACGCCAUGGGAUGGGAAGGGGGCGGGAUGAGUGAGUGGCCCCCCCAGCCCGAGAACGUCUACUCCGAGGUAAAGCUGCGGUCCGAAGGGAUACGGCAGGAGACCGACAGACCUCUCCCCGCCCAGAGCCAUGCCCGCCUCCGGCCCAGCCCUUCACUGCCACUGCCCAGGGCCCAGGAGCUGGAUGUCGAGUACAGCAAACCCACACCUCCGAGCCGCCGUGUCCCCCAGGACCCCCAAAGUCAGACCCUGCCCCAGAAUCGACCCCGCUGGAGGUCUGGGGGGGAUCCUGCUCCAGGCCAAGGACCACCCAGGCCCCCGCUGCACUGAGCUCCGUCCCGUACCCUCCAAGGUCGGGGCGAGGGGAAACGGAGGGACACAGACGACUGAGGUUAGACCUCAGAAAGGAACACGCUGUGGUCAUAGACAGCCCGGGGCCACAGACAUGCAUGUGACUGAUCUCAGCUGGAGGCCGGGGCCCACCUUGCCCCUCAGCCCAGACCUCCAUCACCCCCGUGAAAACCUGGACCCAGCAAGAGGGGGGAGCAGGCGGAACACUGGAAGAGACUGGGAGACCCCGGGUCCCCCCAGAGAUAAAUGGAAUUCUCCAGUU
Molecule: messenger RNA, 1499 nt
Organism: Ornithorhynchus anatinus (platypus)
Lineage: Eukaryota; Metazoa; Chordata; Mammalia; Monotremata; Ornithorhynchidae
Gene: SH2D2A
Product: SH2 domain containing 2A
Exons: 8
Coding region: 8-1216 (402 amino acids)
Cellular component (GO): cytoplasm
Source: RefSeq, a predicted model, not a curated record